CAACAUCACAUAAUACAACUGUUUUGCGCUACCACACACGCACACGCACAAGCACACGCAGACGCGGACGCGGACGCGGACGCGCAUACGCAGGCUGUGUACCAAACGAGCCGACGACCUUUGCUACCCAAGCGACCAAAGUCUGACACAACGCACCAAAGAGAGGGAAGCAGUUUCUGCAAGAACGCGAUCGAGAAGAAGCUUACAGAACUCAGUAGCUAUUUGCUGUUGCAAAACAUCAGCCCUUGCAGAAUCACCGAGUUGGAAAUGGCGUUUCCAACGAGCCCUGGUUCCAGUAUAAGCAGCUAUGGUUCUACUCUGACGCUGAGCAGCUGCCCCAGCUCCUACAUCUCCGUGGGCAGCAGCAACCCAAGCUCACUUACGGCCGGGACCGGGCUCGUAGCUCCAGCCGGACGAGCCGGUGAUCACAGCCCAGCACUAGCAGCCACAGCAGCUCCUGAAUUCACACAGGGAAAGAAGCUUCAGCAGCAUCAGGAUCCUCCGGAAUCAGAAGCAAGGUUCCCUAAGCAAGAAAUCAAUGGCUGGGAGCAUCCAUACCUCUGUUCGCCAUCGAAGCAACUCAAGAAUGUAAGUACUUCCAUCAAGGAGAUCAGUCGCUGGGCAAGAUCUUCAUCAGGAGUAAAGGUGAACUCGAAUAUCCGGCUCUUGGAGUCUGUGUUAUCUUUAAUACAAGUGGUAACUUCGGCAGCACCGCACCCAGAUCACAUCGUCGACAUGAUACGGGUCCAUGAUGCGCUUGCUAACCUGUUGCUUGUCCUGCCCAAGAAUAUCGUUCCUUUCCUGGUGCAAAAUUUCUCUCCGAUUGUAGAUGAAUUAGACCCGAAAAGAGGUGCACCUUUAUCAGUAAGGUUUGAGAAGACACUGCACGAUUUGCGAAGAAGCAUAAGGAGUGGUCUUCAGGUACUCAAUGUCAAGAUCUUUGAUUAUACAUCUGAAGUAGUCCCACAAGGUGGUGGUGUCCAUGAGAUCACCAAAUACUUGUUGAAAUACAUCAUGUCACUUCUGGACAAUGGCAGAUCUCUCAAAAUCAUACUUGUCAGCGAUGAACAGGAUGCCGUGGUUGCAAUGGAGACGCUGCAAGAUGUUGUUGCUACCUUGAUCUGUCACUUGGAAAUUAUGCUUGAGAAAGAAUCUCAUCGCUAUAAAGAUGCAGGGCUGAAACAAAUGUUCAUGGUGAAUAAUGUGAACUUUUUGUUACAUCAAGUAGAAUGCUCGGAGAUAAGGUAUCUUCUAGGAGAUGAUUGGGUUCUGAAGCACCGAGACCAACUGAAGGACCACAUCUCACGGUUCAUCAACAUUUCUUGGGAAUCCGUCAUGUGUUGCUUCCAUGUAAAGACCAACAAAAUCUCAAUCUUUUCUAGCCUACCAACACUGCAAAUAUUUAACCUGGAAUUUGAGAAAACUUACUCGACUCAGAAGACAUGGAAAGUUGAAAAUCCUCUGCUCCGGUCCAAUAUGCGCAAAUCAGUAUCAGAGAAGCUUGUUCAGGCUUACACUACAUACCUUGAGAAUCACAAAAACAAAGCUCCAAAGCUUAUGAAGUACACCCCUGAAGAUCUUGAAGAGCUGCUGUCAGAUCUGUUCGAAGGAUAAUACUUGUCAACAAAUCUGAAGGAUAAAUGAUCCCUUGAGCUAGGAGGAAUAUGCGAUUCAGAUGCAUGUUUCCAAAGCUUGCGCAGUGAAUAUAGAACUGUAACUAAUAUAUCCCUGAUAUGUUAAGAUUGAACUGUACCUGAGGUUCUAGAAGUUGUGUGCUCUGCAGUUGUGUGGUUGCUGCAGUGUGAACUAUGUAUAAAUUUUGCAAGUAAACAACUAAUGCAUACUACUUUUUUCCACGACAAGAAAAACAACUCUUGAACCAACCAACAGAGUGUGGCGUGCCUAUCCGCUGGUAGUUAAU
Hordeum vulgare subsp. vulgare (domesticated barley) is the source of this 1921-nucleotide messenger RNA. RefSeq names its product exocyst complex component EXO70E2-like. The transcript has a single exon. Bases 268 to 1614 code for a protein of 448 amino acids. Gene Ontology annotation, biological process: exocytosis. The record is from RefSeq and is a predicted model, not a curated record. Gene Ontology annotation, molecular function: phosphatidylinositol-4,5-bisphosphate binding. Gene Ontology annotation, cellular component: exocyst. Lineage: Eukaryota; Viridiplantae; Streptophyta; Magnoliopsida; Poales; Poaceae.